UAUUAGAUAAUCUAAAAUUCGCAUCUUCAGCAUUCUCAAGCAUGCCUAUACGCGGGAAUAAAGGUAUUCAUUAUGCAAAUACAACCCAAAAGGGUCACAGUAAACGCGCAACAGCAACAAAAUUUGGUAUUGAGCCUAAACAACUACGAGAUUGGAUAUCGAAGAAAACGGAGUUGUUAAACGCGCGUCUAGGUAUCAGGCGUUUGCAUCAGGGUCCUCCACCAAAGUUUCCUGAAUUCGAGACUGCAUUAGUAUUUUGGAUAAGGGAGCGCAGGGCUAAAGGGAAUGUUGUUACUCGGUAUAUGGUCCAAAUGAAGGCGAAAGAGAUGGUAAUAAAUGGGUUGACGGUGUUUUGUCUCGUAACAACUUAUGUAACCGCCGCCGAACAACUGUCGCUCAGCGUCUGUAACAUGGAUGAGACCCCCUUAACGUUUGACUUACCAAACAAUAACACUAUUGAUAACGUUGGAGCUCGAACUGUCAGUAUCCGUACUACUGGUCAUGAACGAAGUUCCUUCACUGUGGUUCUCAGUUGUAUGGCAGAUGGUAGCAAACUUCCGCCUCUAGUUAUCUUUAAACUGAAGAAUAUUCCGCGUGGUACUUUUCCCCAGGAUGUUUUAGUUCGAGCUAAUCCCCCACCGGAUGGAUGA
This is a messenger RNA of Paraglomus occultum, 650 nucleotides long. The record is from the annotation of a GenBank genome assembly. Lineage: Eukaryota; Fungi; Glomeromycota; Glomeromycetes; Paraglomerales; Paraglomeraceae.